Molecule: messenger RNA, 777 nt
Organism: Acanthamoeba castellanii str. Neff
Lineage: Eukaryota; Discosea; Longamoebia; Acanthamoebidae
Product: SAM domain (Sterile alpha motif) domain containing protein
Exons: 3
Coding region: 1-777 (258 amino acids)
Molecular function (GO): protein binding
Source: RefSeq, a predicted model, not a curated record
AUGGCUGACCAACAACUGUCUAACAACUCGCCCAGCACGCCUUCGGCUGCUCUUUCCCUGCCGCCGCCCGUACUUUCGCCCGAGGCGGAAGCAUGGCUCUCAUCCAACAAUCUCAAUGAAUUCGUGCCAUUCCUUCGUGAGGCGGGCUUCAUAGACAUCGAUUCCAUCUCCACAAUCACCGAAGCAGAUGCUGAGGCGAUUGGCAUUUCGCAGCUGGGCGCUCGGCGUCGUCUGGUGCGCGCGAUCCAGAGGCUGGCCACGACCCUCCCGCCCUCACCGCUCCCGCAUCCGCAUCUCACCCCACAGCACGCCGGCUCCCCGUACGGCGCCAUGCCGCACGGCCUCGUGGGCUCGCCCGUCGACAUGGACGACGAUGCCCUCUCGCCAAACUCGAAGAAGAAGCGCGGCCCAAUGCGGUGCGGCAAGUGCCAUCAGUGGAAGAAGACGUGCCACGGCCACUGCACGGUGCGCUGCACGUCGUUUGCCACCUGCCCCACACGCCACCGGAGAGCCCACCCCGAGCUCAAGGAGGAGGAGAAGGAGCAGCGACGGCGGGAGGAGGAGGAACGCAAGCGCAAGCGAGACGACGAGAAGGAGGAGAAGCGAAGGGAGAAGAAGGUGCGCAACGAGGAAGAGGAGGAGGAGGGCGACCACCCGCAGCAUCACCCUCAGCAACCUCAGGUCCAGCACCAGCAGCAACCAUCACAGCAGCAGCAGCAGCAACCACAACAGGUGCAGCCCGUCCAGCCGCCGCCUCUCGACAGCCAGACCGCCUGA